Molecule: messenger RNA, 722 nt
Organism: Megalops cyprinoides (Indo-Pacific tarpon)
Lineage: Eukaryota; Metazoa; Chordata; Actinopteri; Elopiformes; Megalopidae
Product: sialomucin core protein 24-like
Exons: 5
Coding region: 169-651 (160 amino acids)
Cellular component (GO): cytoplasmic vesicle
Source: RefSeq, a predicted model, not a curated record
UUGCUGCUAGAAGCGCAAUGAGUCAGUAGAAAACGAAAAUGACCCGUAUAGCAGGAAGUGCAGCCACAUGAAACGAGUUUACAGCUGAGAUUCGCCUCGGAGCCUGCUUUUGGACAUUAUUCUUCAUUUUCUUUUGACUGUUACAAGACGAAGGAACAAACUAGAAACAUGCUCUGGAAACUGCUCUUCGUGGCAACGUCCCUUGCAGUGCUUGAAAUUGCAGCAGCUGUAGAACUGGGAGACUGCCCUACGCGUGUCAGCUGCCAGGACUGUGAGCAGGACUCAAAAUGCCUGUGGGUGCAGUGUGCAAAUGUUUCCGGAACUCCUCUGAACUCCACCUGUGUGAACGCCUCGGAGACCCUGCAGCAGGGGUGCACACCUGUCACUGGCUGCGGAGGUUCUGCAAACGCAUCUACAACUGCAGCAAGUCCUACGAGCCUUCAUACACCAAACGCAACCUCCACUGAUACCUCUGCAAACGUGACCCCCACCGCAGCUGCUCCCACACCGACCGGCACCCCCCAGAGGACGUCCACCUUCGACGCCGCCAGCUUCAUCGGGGGCAUCGUGCUGGUUCUGGGGCUGCAGGCUGUGCUCUUCUUCCUCUACAAGUUCUGCAAGUCCAGGGACCGCAACUACCACAACCUCUAAGCGCUGACCCAAGCCCAUGCCGACCCUGUACCCCCAUCACCCCCCCAGCUCCCACGCCCCCGCCAGCCCUC